AUGUCAAACCUCAACCAGAAAGGCCCUGCAGGAGAGCAGUGGGAUGAGGCCGAGAUCGAGCAAGCACUCAAGCGUCUGGGUGACCUCCACCACCAGGCAAAUGCGCAACCUGAGAUCGACCGUUUCCAGGACAAUGGAGCCCCUGUCUAUCCCCUCUUCAUCGGCGAGAUCAGAGAAUACAAACAGGCGGCCACGAGCGAGGAGACUGUGAAGGUCCUCGAGCAUGCGAACCAGAGCCGGAAAGAGAACCCAAAGGGCAUCAAGCCAUGGCGCGCAAGAGAUGACCCUAACUGGUUGACGACCAACGGCUGA
Molecule: messenger RNA, 312 nt
Organism: Diaporthe amygdali
Lineage: Eukaryota; Fungi; Ascomycota; Sordariomycetes; Diaporthales; Diaporthaceae
Exons: 3
Coding region: 1-312 (103 amino acids)
Source: RefSeq, a predicted model, not a curated record